CGCCAUUUUGGUCCUUCAGGAUAUUUAGAAGAUAUAAAUACUAGUACAUCAUUAAUUGAUCAGAAGAGUGAAAGAUUUCUGUCUGGUAAUUUAUUGUCUACUUACCUUGAAGACAAGGAAGCGAAACUAUGCCAGAAACGACAUCCAUUAGCACUGUUGUCGUCUGGAAUUCAACCCAACUCCAUGAAUUACAAGAUUUUAACAAGACACAAGAAGAAAUCAAGUUUUAUCUGCAGAAAGUUAACUACGAGAUGUUCAUUAAAUUACUUCCUUCGGUAGUUUUAUUAAUAGCUCUAAUCGCUGUUGGCAUCUGCGGCAACCUCCUCGUCUUCAUCGUCUACCUCAAGCAGUUCAAGAUCAGCGCCACGCGCGUGUUUGUUCUGGAAAUGGCUGCCUGCGAUUUUCUGACAAAUAUCUUUAUUUUACCGUGGUUUAUUCAGAAUACGAGGUACGGUUACACAAGCGAAUCCCAUCUUUGCAGAAUGGAGUAUUUGCUUGGAACUUUCCCUGCGAUCACAUCUUACCUGAUCCUCGUAUGUGUCGCCCUUGAUCGUCGCCGUCGCAUCUGUCAGCCUCUGAAACGACAGCUGAGCCCUCGGCAAGUCACCUACCUGUUGAUUCUUCCGUUUAUCUUGUCAUUAGCUAUGUUGGUUCCUUUUACUUUCUGGUACGGUGUCAGACCCGUUGAGACAGACAGGCCAGGAAUAACAGGGACCACCUGUGGGUUCCCAGAUAUGCCUUUGGAAUUAAAAGUGAAGCAGAUAUUUGGGCUUGUUCUGAUGGCUUACUUCUUUGUUGGAUUUGCCUUACUAACAACUUGCUAUCUACAGAUCUCGUACAGAAUUUACCAGCAGAAAAAGAAGGUUCUUGCCGGAGAAAUAAACGUCGGUGUUAAUUCUUGUGGAAUGAAAACAUUCCUAAAACAAGGAGUUGUUUCUAGUCAAGAAGAACUGCAGACCGAGGCUUCCCAAAACAAAUUUAUCAGUACUUACAAAUCUGAAAUGGAUACAGAAGAAUUGAAUAAUCAGGAAGAACAUUUACGUGUUGUUGCAAAAGACCUCGACGAGGAAUGAGAAAGAGGAAGCUCAUGCUCUUCAUAACCUUUCCGGCAAAUGCAGAUCAAGUCAAGAAGACAACGCUGACGGAUAUGACACACAGAGCUUUUCUUGCCAGAUAGAAGUUCUCGAAUAUUCAUCCUUUACCAAAGUGUCCAAAGCUGACCUCACAGAACCUCUGCAGUUUCCGGAAAGAUCUUGCAACAAAUCGUGCGUCCAAGUAUGUGAAGAUGUGUCGGAGCCCAUUGUGCAGCAUUUAUCAGUAAAGGUAACCCACGACAGAAUAACCGGAAAAAGGUCUUCUGCUUUGCCAGGACACAAUAAAAAAGAAGAUUAUGAAAUAAGCGAAGCGAGACUGGCCGGUAGUGCAGAAAGGACAGAACGGAGUCGACGAAAGAGAACGCAUUUGUCUAAAACGACGAUUAUUAUGUUAGUACUGACCAUUGCAACAGUUAUCUGCUGUAUGCCAUACAUUGCUGUAGCGGUAGCUGAGGUGGAAUAUGUGAGCGUUCACAUCAGCGCAUGGCAGACAAACGUAUAUUUUCUCGCCCGCGUUUUUCCUUUUGUCAACAGCGUCAUCAACCCUUUCGUCUACAGCUUUUGUAACCCAAAGUUUCGUCUGAAAUGUCAUCAGUUUCUUACCAAAAUGAGCAGUCGACAGUAGUACGACCUCGUCUAUGUCCACAAGCUUUGAACAAAUGCCUUUUGUCAUUUAACUGCACUUUGUAAUCGGAAAAGUGCACAAGGAUACAUCCAUAAAUUAAUUCCGGUUUGCAGAUGUUUCUGGUUUAUAGUUUACUGAGUACAAAUAUAUCUUUCCGCGGAGACAUUUCUUUUAAAUGUUUAUUAAAUAAACAUACACUCAGCUGUAUAAUGGUUAUUUUAAAAGAAAAGAAAACGAUGAUUGACGAAUAUUGCAUUUCUUGUACUUAUGUUCAAAAUACUCAUUUUGUAAAGUUCAAUUGAAGCAAGAUUGCUUGAAACAUAUUUUAAGGAUUUUUUGUUGUAUUUUUUUGUAUUUAUAUAAAAUAUGCUGUUCGUACUAUGCUUAUACAUUCACUCGCCUAGUUAAUUAUCCUGAUUCCCGAAUAAUGAGCAUUAAUAAGUAUCUGAUAACACAACACGAGAGUAUGUUACCGCAGUGAAGGACUAUUUUCUCCAGUACAUUUAGACAGCUGUCAUCUGUCAUGGCAACAAUUUAAGUUACACCAUCCCUAGCUCUCUCUAUCUGCCUUCAUCCAUUUCCUAAAGGCGCAAUUCAUUUCUCUGUUCUUGAAAGCUGGAGCUGACUUCCUGUUCACAGAAUACUUCCUUCUGGCGUAUUCUGCUCUGUGGAUUGACAGAUUGACAGAUUACUGUAAGCGCUUUUGUAGCAGACGACCACAGUUGACAAUCACAACUUGUUUAUGACAACAUUGCUAGUUGUCGAAGUGGAAGUCGCUUACUACAAAUCAUUAUCAGCAUCGUUGCAGCAGGCAAAACAUUGAAAAUGUUUCUGUCAAUGUGACCAGUUGUCGGACUGUGAUAAGGGAAGAGAACACACUGAGCGAUUCUCGCCCAUAACACUUAACAUGAAAAGGCUU
Pomacea canaliculata is the source of this 2638-nucleotide messenger RNA. RefSeq names its product vasopressin V1b receptor-like. Lineage: Eukaryota; Metazoa; Mollusca; Gastropoda; Architaenioglossa; Ampullariidae. The record is from RefSeq and is a predicted model, not a curated record. Gene Ontology annotation, cellular component: membrane. The transcript is spliced from 3 exons. The coding region runs from base 129 to 1073 and encodes 314 amino acids. Gene Ontology annotation, biological process: neuropeptide signaling pathway. Gene Ontology annotation, molecular function: G protein-coupled peptide receptor activity.